UAACCAAAAGAGAAGUAAAAAGUUAAAGACUAUAAUGGAGGGGCUCUUAAAACUGUCGACAUUGGUGAUUGUGUGCAUGCUAGUGUCUGCUCCAAUGGCGUCCGAGGCAGCCAUCUCUUGCGGCGCAGUGGCCAGCAACUUAGGCCAAUGCAUUAACUACCUGACCCGAGGUGGUUUCAUUCCUCGAGGGUGUUGCUCUGGCGUUAGGAGGCUCAACGGCAUGGCUCGUACCACCCGUGACCGCCAGCAAGCUUGUCGCUGCAUCCAAGGAGCAGCUAGAGCCUUGGGUUCCAGACUCAACGCGAGACGUGCUGCUCAUCUUCCUGGUGCUUGCCGUGUUAGGAUCGCUUACCCCAUCAGCGCAAGAACCAACUGUAACAAAGUAAGGUGAACUUGAGAAGAUAUCUACUUUGAAGGGGUUUAUAUGUAAUCGUUGAUAGUAUUGAUUAAAGAAUAAUUAAGAUGUCACUAGUAUAAGUGUAUCAUUUUACUGUUUUGUGUUUUUUUUAGUAAGUGUAUCAUUUUGUGUGUUGUUUUACUGUUGUGUGAUGUUCAAAACCAAUUUUAUAAUAUCGUUGGUUUUUUUUAUGUAAUCGUUGAGAGUAUGGAUUUAAGAAUAAUUAAGAUGUCACUAG
This is a messenger RNA of Eruca vesicaria subsp. sativa (arugula), 635 nucleotides long. Lineage: Eukaryota; Viridiplantae; Streptophyta; Magnoliopsida; Brassicales; Brassicaceae. The record is from the annotation of a GenBank genome assembly.